UAUUGCUCAUAUGGAAGCUCCAAGAUCACUCAUUCAACCUCCAACUUAUGGAAGCCAAAUCACUAUUCUUAGCAUUGAUGGAGGUGGAAUAAGAGGCAUUAUUCCGGGAACCAUCCUUUUCUUUUUGGAGUCUGAGCUUCAGAAGCUGGAUGGCGCAGAUGCAAGAGUUGCAGACUACUUUGAUGUGAUUUCAGGGACAAGCACUGGUGGACUCGUGACUGCUAUGCUAGCUGCUCCAAACAAGCAAAACCGCCCUUUCUUUGCUGCCAAAGACAUUAAUGACUUCUAACUUGAGAACAGCUCUAAAAUAUUUCCU
Messenger RNA from Populus euphratica (Euphrates poplar), 316 nucleotides. Its product is annotated as patatin-like protein 2. Gene Ontology annotation, biological process: lipid metabolic process. Lineage: Eukaryota; Viridiplantae; Streptophyta; Magnoliopsida; Malpighiales; Salicaceae. Bases 11 to 289 code for a protein of 92 amino acids. The record is from RefSeq and is a predicted model, not a curated record. The transcript is spliced from 2 exons. Gene Ontology annotation, molecular function: glycerophospholipase activity; monoacylglycerol lipase activity.